GCGGUCUCUCUGUUCCUUCCUUCCUGCCUUUGGGACCCGGAGCGUCCGCCGCGCCGCGUGGGCCGGCGGCGUUCCUUUGGCCUGCGCCUCCGAAGCGUUCCCGGGAGCCGCGAUGGAAGAGGAUCAGGAGCUGGAGAGGAAGGCGCCGGGCCGGAGGGCCCCCGCGGCGGGCGGCGGCGAGCGGCGGGCGGCGCUGGAGCUGGUACAGGCGGCCGGGGCGGACGGGCGCUGCGUGACCUUCGUGCUGCACGAUGAGGACCACACGCUGGGCAACGCGCUGCGCUACAUGCUGGCCAAGGACCCCGCCGUGCACUUCUGCGGCUACACCACCACGCACCCCUCGGAGAGCCGCAUCAACCUGCGCGUGCAGACGCGGGGCGCCCUGCCCGCCGUCGAGCCCUUCCGCAGGGGCCUGGCCGGCCUCCUGGGCCUCUGCCAGUACGUGCUGCGCGAGUUCGAGACCAGCGUGGGGGACUUCCGGGAGAGGACGGCCGCCGGCGGCGGGGACGAGCCGCAAGCGCGAGUGUGAGCAGGCCCCUGGCUCCUUCUGUCACCAUGUGCCCUGACCCCGCCCUGCGAGCACAUUGGCCCAAUAAACCACGUCUCAGGUUCAGCCCUCCCAAAAACUGCAGUUUCCAUAACUGUUUAGAAUAAUGGAGUAAAACAUUAUGCUUGAAACAAAUAAUAAAAUUACUAUGUGUA
Molecule: messenger RNA, 702 nt
Organism: Meriones unguiculatus (Mongolian gerbil)
Lineage: Eukaryota; Metazoa; Chordata; Mammalia; Rodentia; Muridae
Gene: Polr1d
Product: RNA polymerase I and III subunit D
Exons: 1
Coding region: 113-529 (138 amino acids)
Biological process (GO): DNA-templated transcription
Cellular component (GO): RNA polymerase III complex; RNA polymerase I complex
Molecular function (GO): protein dimerization activity; DNA binding; DNA-directed RNA polymerase activity
Source: RefSeq, a predicted model, not a curated record